Molecule: messenger RNA, 2866 nt
Organism: Arachis stenosperma
Lineage: Eukaryota; Viridiplantae; Streptophyta; Magnoliopsida; Fabales; Fabaceae
Product: VIN3-like protein 1
Exons: 4
Coding region: 366-2318 (650 amino acids)
Biological process (GO): epigenetic regulation of gene expression; vernalization response
Molecular function (GO): protein binding
Source: RefSeq, a predicted model, not a curated record
AACAACUCUCUCUUUCUCUCUCUUCAACGCAACACAAAGUCACAAACUAACAACAACGAACGAAACUCGAACAACAACAACAACGACAACAUAGUUUGUGUUUUGUGAAACCGAAACGAGAUUCAUCUCCAAAUUUCGGUUCUUUCGUUCCAGAGCCCUUGAUUUCCCCAUUCACCAUACUUACAGGGCUCUGGUGUUCAAGGCCAUUCAUCCAGUGUGCAAAGUAAUCCCAAAAAAAUGUCAAUUCUGAAGGUGGUUCAAAAAAUUCAGAACUCCUUCCGGAAUUCCUGAAAUCUGGUCCUAGGAAAGAACUUCUGAGAACGUCCUUUGAUAAGGACAAAAAGAACAGUUCUACAAAGAUCAGGAUGACAGAAACAAAGUCAACUAGCAAGAUUUCCAAGAAACAGGAUUCGAAAAAAUAUUCUGCUCCCAGCAAUCAGCUUUCAAGGAAACAACAUCGAAAGGGUGAAAACCCUACUCGAUUCAUUCCAACCUCCGACCCACCUUCUGAUUUUGGACAUUCUGACUCGUGGAUCUGUAAGAAUUCGGCUUGUAGAGCAGUUCUGUCUAAAGAUGAUACAUUUUGUAGAAGAUGUUCUUGCUGUAUUUGCCACCUUUUCGAUGAUAACAAGGACCCUAGUCUUUGGUUGGUUUGCACAUCCGACUCAGCCCAAGGGGACUCCUGUGGUAUGUCUUGCCACAUCGAGUGUGCUCUUCAGCAUGAAAAAGUGGGAGUAGUUGAUCAUGGGCAACUGAUGCAACUAGAUGGCAGUUAUUGUUGUGCAUCCUGCGGCAAAGUUACUGGGAUACUUGGAUGUUGGAAGAAGCAGCUAAAUAUAGCAAAAGAUGCUCGGCGUUUAGAUGUGCUGUGUUACCGGAUAUAUUUGAGCUUCAGGCUUCUGAAUGGAAGUUUGAGAUUUAAACAACUUCAUGAAAUUGUACAAGAGGCGAAGGCUAAAUUAGAAACGGAAGUUGGUCCAGUUAAUGGGGUUUCUUCCAAGAUGGCACGCGGCAUUGUCAGCAGACUCCCUAUUGCCGGUGAUGUACAGAAACUCUGCUCUCUUGCUAUUGGGAAAGCCGAUGAAUGGUUGGCCACUGUUCCCAGUUCAAAUCCAGAAUCCGGAGAGGGCUCCCUUCCCGCGGCCUGCAAGUUUGUUUUCGAAGAGGUAACAGCUUCAUCAGUCAAAAUAAUUUUGAUUGGAAUAUCAAAUGCAUCUUCCGAGGAAAUUAAGGGUUACAAGCUCUGGUAUUACAAGAGUAGGGAGGAAUCACACACAAAAGAUCCUGUUUGUGUCUUUCCGAAAGCUCAGAGGAGGAUUUUGAUAUCUGAUCUCCAGCCAUGCACAGAAUAUACUUUUAGGAUUAUAUCUUAUACCGAUAAGGGCGAUUUAGGUCAUUCUGAGGCCAAGUGUUUCACCAAGAGCAUAGAGAUAUUGGAAAAAAGUCCGUCUUCAUCGGUUGCCAUCAGCCGCAAGAAGGAGAGCCUUCAAACUGGAGACAAUUCUUUUGGAUCCAAAACGGAGCCGAGUUCUUCAAUGGUUGACUCUGGAUUUAAAGUUCGAGACCUUGGAAAACUUUUGCAUCUUGCCUGGGCUCAAGAACAAGGUUGCUUGGAGGGGUUUUGCGGAGCGGAUUUGAGAAAUUGCUGUGCACAAAGAGAAAUGAUUGUGCCUCGCAAUCUAGAAGAGCGGUUCCCUUCCGUUUCACGAGGCCUCGAUUUAAAUGUUGCUUCGGUGCCUGAUUUAAAUGAAGAACUUACACCUCCUUUCGAGUCUUCCAGGGACGAAGAUAAUGGUUGCACUUUGCAGCAGGCAGUUGAGCCGGACGACGAUGCAGCCUCUCAUGAUCUCGAAAAAAACUGUUUGGCAGGGUCGGAUGGUAGUGGUGAUUCCCAAAUCUGGACACAAGGGCCGACCGGAGAAGUUCCAGCUGUUGACUCUCGCGUAGAUGCAUGCAAGAAAAGGUUAGCAAGCUCGAACGAAGAGGCGCAUGAUUGUGACAGCACUCUGAUGAAUGGGUCUCCUUUGCACAUAGCGGAUGGUUCGUUCUCAUUGGACGAGAACUUCGAAUAUUGUGUGAAAGUGAUUCGUUGGCUAGAAUGCCAGGGUCAUAUUAAACAGGAGUUUCGGUUGAAGUUGCUGACAUGGUUCAGUUUGAGGUCGACGGAGCAAGAACGUAGGGUGGUUAACACAUUCAUUCAGACUCUGAUCGAUGAUCCGAGUAGUUUGGCCGGGCAACUCGUCGACUCAUUCUCCGAUAUUAUAUCAAUCAAGAGGGCAAGAAAUGGGUUGUGUAACAAAGCUGUGGGAUCAAAUUAAGGGUGUGGGUUUGCUUCUUUCAAGGCUCUUACCAUUUUACAGUGACAAGAUCACCUUGUACAGGCAUUUUUUAUUGCUCACCUUCUAAGUGAUUCAUUAUUGUUAUUAUUGGGGACAUUGAUGUUUCUUUGUCCUGCUAAAGGGAUUUGCAUUGAUGAUUAUUGCAGAGGCAGUAACACAUUUUUCCUUGGAGGGAUGAUCCUUGGAAGUGAAGAUUUAAGGAUGUUAGGUCUUAGGAGGCAUUUUGCUAUUUGCUCAAUUUAUUGCAAUUAUUUUUAAAACUAUGAAUUUAUUUAAUCAGCAAGAUAUUAUUAGUGUUGAUACUUUCUCUUUCUUUCUCAUUUUUCAAUUACGUUCAUUUGAUGGAGCGACAAGAUGUGAUUGCUGAUUCAAUUUCUGCUUCAAGCUUCAUUUUUUGUUACUUUAUGCCGGUUCUCUUUUUAAUCAAUGUAGGUUUAUACCCCAACUAGUGUGAAUCCUUGGUCGACCUUGGUUAUCAUCAUAGGAUAUUUAAGGGUUCUUUAACCCUAAUGUAAAUUCACUCAAGC